AGUGGGGAUAGCGUCGGAGCUUGAGGGAAAGUUGCGACCUCGGCUGAUGGGGCGGCCUUGGCAAGGUUGCUCAUCACAUGAUACUUGUCGUUGCACACGCCUUGGCAUGCCUUAGCCUUGUGCAUACAAACACCAAAGUCAACACGCGGCAUCUCUACAACAACAUCACUACUAGUAGCGAGAUUGGAGCUCCAGCUCCAAGUCAGGUGACCCGCCUGCGCUUCUGGCGAAAGAACAAGGACGCCAAGGACGCCACCCAGGGCCCUCUUCUUAAGCCAUCCACGACCGCACAGCCCACGCGACAGUCCGACACACAAGGCCGUGCAAGUCACGAACGGCACGAGCCUGUUCCUGAUGGACCAGAGAGUACCGGCGUCGCAGAAGCACAUCAUAAUAUUGACAGACGAGAAAGUGUCGACUUGAGUGACGGUGCAUGGACGGGUGAGGGCGCUGCCAUAGAUCGGCCAGUGUCGUCUGAUAAAUCUGGACCACCUCGAAUUCCACCGAUGUCAUCUUUGGGAUACGCAUACAAGCGUGUAGGAGGAGAUGAUGAAGUGAGUAUCUCUAGUCUUGAAGACAAUCAGGUAGAGCCAUCACCACAUGUGACCGAUGGAAGGGACAGUCACAACGAGCGCGUGGAGUGAUCGAGGGGGUAUAGUCAAUCUUGACGCAGUCUUCUUUGAUAUGCAACUGGGCGAGUAGGCAAAGCGAUGGAAAUUGGACCGAUAAUUAUU
Messenger RNA from Macroventuria anomochaeta, 734 nucleotides. RefSeq lists its product as uncharacterized. Lineage: Eukaryota; Fungi; Ascomycota; Dothideomycetes; Pleosporales; Didymellaceae. Bases 78 to 644 code for a protein of 188 amino acids. The transcript has a single exon. The record is from RefSeq and is a predicted model, not a curated record.